Molecule: messenger RNA, 2329 nt
Organism: Setaria italica (foxtail millet)
Lineage: Eukaryota; Viridiplantae; Streptophyta; Magnoliopsida; Poales; Poaceae
Product: protein indeterminate-domain 16
Cellular component (GO): nucleus
Molecular function (GO): DNA-binding transcription factor activity
Source: RefSeq, a predicted model, not a curated record
CGAUGCAGGCACAAAAGCAAAGAGAUAUAGACAAAGCCCUUUCUUUCUCUCUUUCACCACCCCUCUAUCUCUAUCCUCCCUAAGGUAGCUUAGCUAUAUAUGAUCCCCCCAUGCCCCCAAAGCCUUUCCACACAAACACAACGAUAUAUGCACCUUGAGCUUUCCACCCCAUAAAGCCUCCCUUGGCACCUCUAUCCCACUAAGGAGCAAAAAGAGAAGAGGGAAAGGAGCCAAGAGCCCCCAAGUGCUAGCAGCUUGCUUGGCGAGGGCAUUCGGCUAGCCCCUGCCCUUAAAAAGAAGCAACUUCCUAACGCUUAUGGCACUACUGGUCAAGAGCCACCACCAAAUGUUGGGCUCCUCAUCCACCUCCUCGUCCUCCCCCUCGGCGUCCCGGCAGCCGGCGGCGGCCGCGGUGGCGCCUCCUCCUCCACCCCCCUCCUCCUCCUGCCUCACCGACCAGCAGCCGUCACCCGCCAAGCGCAAGCGGCGGCCGCCCGGCACACCGGACCCCGAUGCGGUGGUGGCGCUGUCUCCGCGGACGCUGCUGGAGUCGGACCGGUACGUGUGCGAGAUCUGCGGGUACGGCUUCCAGCGGGAGCAGAACCUGCAGAUGCACCCGGCGGCGGGCACCAAGGUGCCGUGGCCGCCUCGUGAAGCGGGCGCCGCCCGGCCGGCGGCGAGGACAGCGGCGCCGGCGCCCGCUGUGGGAAACGGCACCACCGGCCGCGGCGACGACGCCGCGGAAGCGCGUUUCGUGUGCCCCGAGCCGAGCUGCCUCCACCACGACCCCGGCCACGCGCUGGGCGACCUGGUGGGCAUCAAGAAGCACUUCCGGCGCAAGCACGGCGGGCGGCGGCAGUGGGUCUGCGCGCGCUGCGCCAAGGGCUACGCCGUCCAGUCCGACUACAAGGCCCACCUCAAGACCUGCGGCACCCGCGGCCACUCCUGCGACUGCGGCCGCGUCUUCUCCCGGGUGGAGAGCUUCAUCGAGCACCAGGACGCGUGCAACUCCGGGCGGAUGCGCGGCGAGGUGGUGCCCGUGCCGUCGACGCUCCCGGUCAUCCGUCCCGCCGUCCCGCGGCACCCGCCCGCGGUGGCGCCGCCGCCGGAGCUCCAGCUCCUGCCGGCCUCCACGGCGGCGCCGCUGACCGCCGCGACAACCGCCUCGUUGUCGACCGUCACCACCACAACUACCUCGUCCGCCCACGAACAACCCCACGUGGCGACGACGACGAAGCUGCAGCUCUCCAUCGGCCCCGUCAUCACCGCGGCCUGCUCCAACGGUGCCGUUGCUGCCGCUGCCAUCGGCGAGGAGGAGGACGCCGAGGAGCUGAGGCGCGCGGUGGAGGAGAAGGCGGCGGCGGACGCGGCGCGGGAGCGGGCGCGCGAGGAGGCCGCGGCGGCGGAGCGCGCGCUGGAGGAGGCCCGCCGCGCGCGGCAGCGGGCGCGGGCGGACCUCGAGAAGGCGUGCGCGCUGCGGGACCACGCCGCGCGCCUGCUGGCGCAGGUCACCUGCCACGCGUGCCGCCAGCGAUCGCUCGUCGCCAUGUCCUUGGCCGUCGUCGCCGGCGAGGGACACGGCCACGGCGGGCCCGCGGUGGCCUGCGACCCCAUGAGGGGAGGAGGCGUUGGGGCCGCAGGCAUCUAGCGCCAUGCACAGCGCAACAGCACGGGCCGAGUUUGUGUACGUAGAUUCGUAGGCCUCGUCGAUCGUGUCGUCUGGCGAUUAAGCUAAGAUAGCAAUGCUCUGCACUGCAUGUAGCUAGCUACGCACGCCCUUGGUUUUUAGGGUGCUUCAAUUUGCUACUUUGGCCACGUCAAUCUCCCACCAUAAGUUCUUCCUCUACUUUCUCGUGAUGCUCUCUUGUGAAGUGUCUAUGAGAUUCCACUCGAAGUUGUGAUCAUGCACAAGAAAGCAAGGGUUUAGACCAUCUUUCCUCAAGCUUCCACCGCCCCGGGUUCUUUGCUGCUUUCUACACGUUGAUGUGGCAUCGUCCUUGCCUGCGGCCGCCGCCAUUGCCCUUCACGUUCCUAGACCACCGCCGGUCAACUAUUGCCCAUCCCUCCCUCUAUAUGCUCGAGGGUUUGGUGACACGAGCACUAAACUCAGCAAGACACGGAUGGAAGUUGGUCGGGGCAUGAAACAUGGAGUACAUCACACAUUGGAUUGCAUUAGUAAAGAGAUCCUGUUGCUUAUACUUCAAUAUCCUUUUUGUGCGAAUGCUAUUACGUCCAUAUGUGUCUGUAUAGUAGACAUUGACCGCUCUCCCAAGUUCAUGAUUUUUGUUAUAAAUAAAGAAGAGAGAAUAACAUCUAAGCCUUUUUUUUC